This is a messenger RNA of Amphiprion ocellaris (clown anemonefish), 4410 nucleotides long. RefSeq names its product hypocretin (orexin) receptor 2 (gene hcrtr2). Gene Ontology annotation, cellular component: membrane. Bases 185 to 1447 code for a protein of 420 amino acids. Gene Ontology annotation, biological process: G protein-coupled receptor signaling pathway; circadian sleep/wake cycle process; feeding behavior. Gene Ontology annotation, molecular function: orexin receptor activity. Lineage: Eukaryota; Metazoa; Chordata; Actinopteri; Pomacentridae. The record is from RefSeq and is a predicted model, not a curated record. The transcript is spliced from 7 exons.
UCAGCUGUUGUUGACCCUGCCGCGGUCCUGCCUGCAGACGGAGGGGAAAUCAGCGUCACUCUGACGAAGUCUGUGGAGCGUCUUAUUACCGCGCUGCAGUCCUUGUUGGCACUGAACUCACCGACCUGCGCUCAGUCCGAUCGACAACUGAAGCUUUAGCAGAAACUUACAAACACCUGGAAGGAUGUCCGGGAUCACUGGGAAUUUGGAUUGCGAGGAAUGUUUCUCUUCUGCACAUGUGGCCAACAGCACAGACGUGCACUCAGCUGUGGACGUGGAUGACGAACUUCUGAGAUACAUCUGGAGAGAAUACUUACACCCCAAACAGUAUGAAUGGGUUCUGAUUGUGGCUUACAUCAUCGUGUUCUUCGUCUCACUCAUUGGAAACUCCCUGGUUUGUUUUGCAGUGUGGAAAAACCGUCACAUGCGCACUGUGACCAACUACUUCAUAGUGAAUCUUUCCCUUGCUGAUGUGUUAGUCACCAUCAUCUGCCUGCCUGCUAGUCUUGUUGUAGACAUCACGGAGACGUGGUUCUUUGGAAAGACUCUUUGCAAAGUUGUCCCUUAUCUGCAGACAAUCUCUGUUUCUGUGUCAGUCUUAACACUGAGCUGCAUUGCCCAGGACCGCUGGUAUGCUAUCUGCCACCCGCUGAUGUUCAAGAGCACAGCCAAGAGGGCUCGCAAAAGUAUUGUUGUGAUCUGGGUCGUGUCGUGCAUUAUCAUGAUCCCUCAGGCUAUUGUGAUGGAGUGCAGCAGUCUGUUACCUGAACUCACAAACAAGACCAGGCUGUUCACAGUGUGUGAUGAACAUUGGGGAGCUGAGAUCUACCCAAAGGUGUAUCAUACCUGUUUCUUCAUUGUCACCUACUUCGCGCCAUUAUGCCUCAUGGUCCUUGCCUAUAUUCAGAUAUGUCACAAGCUGUGGUGUCAACAGAUCCCUGGAAGCACAUCAGUGUUGCAGAGGAAGUGGAGGUCCAUCCAGUGUUCAGCUCCGACUGCAGGGCGAGGAGAGUCCGUGAGGGUUCGGACCAGUACAGUCUGUGCAGAGAUCAAACAAGUCAGAGCCCGACGCAAGACAGCUCGCAUGCUGAUGGUGGUGCUCUUUGUUUUCGCUCUGUGCUACCUGCCAAUCAGCGUGCUCAAUGUCAUGAAAAGAGUCUUUGGGACUUUCAAGAAGACAAAUGACAGGGAAACAGUGUAUGCAUGGUUCACGUUCUCACAUUGGCUCAUAUAUGCCAACAGUGCAGCAAAUCCUAUCAUCUACAAUUUCCUGAGCGGGAAGUUCCGGGAGGAGUUCAAAUCAGCCUUUUCUUGCCAUUGUUGUGGCCAGGAUCAAAAUCAAACAACAAGAAUAAGGAAGAGAACAAGCACAGACAGCAGAAAAUCCCUAUCAACUCAUGUUAACAAUGUGGACAACCUGUCGCGCAUAUCGGAUCAGAUUGUGUAGUAGCGCUUACAGCCAACUCAGGCUUCAAAGGACACAAUGAUCAUUAAGGUAGAUGUGUGAGAGAUGUGUAAACCUGAUUAAAAACAGAGCUUGUGCUAGAAAAGAAUCUAAAUUAUUGUAUUAUGUAGUCAAUUUCAUAAGGACACUAAUGAAACUGUGAGCUCAAGAAAAGUGAUGACAGUUUCCUGAAGACUGUCUUUUUCGUUUUACAGUCUCUUGUAAUUCACAGAAAUUGUCUAUUUAUUACAAAGUUGGAUGUCUAGUAUUUAUUAUCACAUGCCAUAUGUAAUUUAUGAUGCACAACUAAGUGAAAUCAUUUAAAUUGGAUUUGCAAUGAUUGUAAAUUGUUUUGAAUGUAUAAUUUUAUUUUUGGUUCGGUAACCAGUCAGUAUUGCACGUUAUCACAGGUGACAAAAAGUGUUUAUUAGUAUUUGAUUGUUAGUUUUAAGAGUUUUUAUAACAGUAAAAGAGCCGGUGCUAUAGAAAAUAAUCUGAGGAUCUCAGUGUAAAUGCCUGGUAAUGUGUGAUUAUGUGCAUUAAGUGUCUGUAAAUGACACCAGGCCAGGUUAUGAAUAGCCAUCAAACUGCUGAAUAUUCAGUGGAAUUCCUGCAUGAAUGUGUCCUGGUGGACCUCAUUAAGAUACCUCUUUCUUUCAGUCAGCACACUCAAACAUUGUCUCGCACCACAUCAGCACAGUGGCCAUAUAUAUAUAUCACUGAAGCAAAAUUGGAUUUUAAACAGCAUGACAACCUGUUCUCAAAGAUGUCAUAUUUUUCAAGACUGGGUAGAAGCAACAUGGAAUCACCUUUCCAGACAGCUUUAUAGCCCAUGUCUUAAUGAAUUAAGUAUGUUUUCAUGAGAAUACUAACCUUUAAAAUGUGAAAUCCAGAAACAGAAAUGUGUAGAGUCUGCAUGUGUGCCGGUGUGGGUUUUUUCUCUGGAUGCUGUAUUGGCAUUUAACUGCAGAUUCUAUAUUGGCUGUAGAUGUGAAUGUGAGUGUGAAUCAUUGUCUGUCUCUCUGCCCUGUCAUGGACUAGCGACUUCUCCCGGGUGCAGCCACCUCUCACCCAGUGUCAGCUGAGACGGUCAGUUCACUCUGUCAAACGCAUUCACAAUUGGAAGCUGCUCAGUACAAAGUCUUAUCUGAUAUGGUGCAGCUCCUCUAGGUCUGUCUUGGAGUCAAAGGCCUUGCUAAGGGGCAUCUCUCUGAAGCAUCUCAAUGAGGCAGCUUCAAACACUGCUCCUGCACGCUCGCCACCAAACACACAACACAUUAAAUAUUCACUAAGCGAAGGAAUACAAAUGUGAAUAAAAGUUCUUCAAAUACAACCAACAAAAAACAAGCAUUAAUCAUCAAUUGUAAUCAGUUGAAGAGAUAAGGCCAAUGUUAAACACUUUGCUUCAAUGCAAAGGGACAAAAACAAACAAAAACAAUGGAAAUUGACAUUUGUCACCAAAUCAAGCUCAUCAAACUGAAAUAACAAUCAGGAAAAAGCAAGAGUCACAUGAAACACAGAAACAAAUAAUGCCAUGUCCCAGUGACAGAAAACAAAGAUGGGAAAAUGAUUCGUAAAAGGUCAGCUUGAUUUGCCAUCAGUGAAUUGUGGCCCGACCGGUGUUGAUUGUGAUUGGUCGCCAAUCUGCUUGUUAAGUUUUGUCGGAAUUGUUAUAUUUAGGGUCUUUGUGGAUCACAGUUGAUAUGUAGCUGCUGGUAGCUUUAAUAUUCAUGCAUAUUUAAAGAAAUGAAAACUAAAUCUCACAUCAACAUGAUUGUGGGAGCAAGUAUGUGCAUGUGCUUGACUUUAUGACAGCAUUGCUUUGAUUCUCAGCUUGAAUGUGUGCAUUUUCAUAUUGUUACUACCCCCAGUGGUAGUACAAUGCACUUUUACUCUUAUUUCCUGACUACUGUUUAGACAUCCCCCUGUUCAUUAUCUAUACACCGCUUAAUCCUCAUUAGGGCAGCUGACGUAGGACAAAGGCAGGGGACAGGUUGCCAGUCUAUCACAGGGCUAACAGAGAGACAGACAAGCACACUCACAUUCACACCUAUGGACAGUUUAGAGUUAUCAGUUAUCUUCAGCAUGUUUAUAGACUGUGGGAGGAAGCUGGAGCACCUGGAGAAAACCCACGCAUACACACGGAGAACAUGGAAACUCCCUGCAGAAAGAUCCCAGGUCCAGGCCGGUACGUAAACCGGGGGUCUUUGAGCUGUGACAGUGCUAACCACCGAGUCACUGCGCAGCCUGUAGUUGCACAGUUUAGGAAAUUAUCUUGAACACUUUUAAACAUCUAUAUUUUACUCUCGCCUUUAAAUCUACGUAAAGCUAUUACAGUAAAAUCUCUUUUUGCAGAGUUUUUGUUACGUACUUUAUAUAUUGUGACUUUACAUUUUGCCAUGCACUUUAUGCCUUAUCACCUUUCAUUUAUUUUGAAUGUGCUUGACUUCAUUGUGCAGCACUUUGAUCAAUCUUUGUUGGUUAUAUUCUUGACUUAUUUUGCCCAAUAUUGAUCCAUUCUGCUCUUUAAGAUAUACUCUCCUGUAUUCAAAUUAAUUUAGCCAUAUUUUAAUUGCAAAAGUACAUUUUCAAACUCUGACAGAUACCAAGUUGUUGUUAAGCAUUCUGUAAAAUCUAAAAAAUGAAACAGGUAUACUAUAUAUUUUUCAAAAUUAUUAAUGAGGUAUGAGUCAAACACUGAUCAGUUCCAACUAAUACUUAAAUGUAGUUGGAAGAAUGAGCGACUGGGUAUUUUGGCUAUCUCCAUAAGUUGGAGAAAAGUAUUUUUUUUAAAUCUGCCAUGAUGUUGGGAAAUCAGGUGUUGACAAUGUUGGAAAGCAGCAUUGCAUUCUUACUGCAAGAAGUUAAGUUAUUAACUCUCAAAUAUAUAGCUGUUUAAGAAAAUCAUAUCAUAAACUCUUACAUAACCUGAAUAUCAGUCCAUAAAUGUUUUGAGCCACAAGUGA